GUACCUAUGUACGCCGUUAGUGUGUACACACACACACACACACACACACACAACAGCAAUUGCGUACAUUAAACCAAACAUAAUCGCACAAAAGGGCAUUCAAGUGCUGCAGUAAAAAAUAACAAUUUUCUAUAGAAGCCAUUUCAUUGGUGACAGAAAUAUAAAGAGACAGCAAUAACAACCCGAGGGACGACUCAGCAUUAGUCUUAACUGGAUCAAGAUAAAAUAAGGUCCUUUGUGAAGCAUUUUGAUAAAACCUGGUGCAGAAUAAAGAAAAUAUUCCAAAAUAACUGGCUAGCUUUUGCAAUGUUAAAGAUGUUUGCUUUAGCAGUUCUGUUUGGGAUAUUGUUUCACAAUGUUUCUGCAACUAUUAAUCUGCAAAUGAAAUAUACUGAGCAUGUACAAGAUAUAGCAAAAUUUGAGGAAGAGGAACGUCCUCGUAUGUUGUACUAUGUUCUCUAUACAGAUACUGAAACACAAAAGUUCUUGGUAAAAUAUGAUUUGGCAGCAAAUGUCUUACUGAAAUACAAUUUCAAAGUUGGCAUUGUGAACUGUUCAAAUAUUCAAGCUGAGAAAUGUCAAGAUAACAAAGUUGAUUACAAUGUCUACAUAUACAAUGAAAAUGAUGUUAAACGUAUACCAACAAGUGCUGUGUCGAACAUGAACUCAUUAGUUUCAGCAGGGCUGAAGAUGUUACUGAAACAGAAAUUGCAUAAAAUCCGUACCAAAGAUGAACGUAUCAACAUUAUUGUAAGAUGUCAGGACUUAAAAAAUGUUGUUUUGGGGUAUUUCUUAUAUCCGGAUUCAAUUGAACAAAGAACAUUUUUGGAAGCUGCAUAUCAAAAUAAUGGUACAGAAGAAUUUAUCUUGACAAACAGUAUACAAGUAGUUAGUGAUUUGAAGGAGUCAUCUACUCAAAAUAAAAGAAGACUUGUUUGGCUACUUCAUUGUAAAUCUUACAACUUGUGGUCAGGAUUGAAAAUCAAAGGAGAUUGCUAUGAUGAAAUAUUUCAACAAAAUAUUGAAGUUCCUUCCAUCUUAAAAGCAAUCCAAAAGAUGGACAUUGAUGAUAAUGCAAUUGAGACUAAGUUAGCAGAACAAAAGGAUUCUUCUGAAAGAGUAAUAUCCUCACAUUUUGAUCGAAAAUAUUCUGUUGAUCAUGAUGAAGUAACGGAAGUUGUAUUUGGCUCCAAAUAUUAUCUCAGUAAACCAUUUAAGAUUACUUCACUCACUGAAGAAACCCUGCCUGAUAUUGAAAAUUCUUCAACGUAUACAUUGAUCGUUUUUCUCUCCAAAUAUGACCCAGUUGGUAUAGCAUUUGUACGUCUUCUGGAACAAUGGCAGUCUCAGUUUGGUGAAAACUACCCCAAUCUUUCUAGUGCCAUGGUCGACUGCUUACACCUGGAUGAGGAGUGCAAUCGAUACAACUUUACGCACAGUCCAACAAUCAAACUGCUUGGAAAACCACCUGGCAAAGAUGGUCAAGACUUGAUAAUUGAUUAUACUGGAGUUCUAAAUGCCAAAAGUGCCAUGAAAUUUUUAUACCUUCAUUCUCUGGAAGAUGUAAUCCAAGCAACUAAAGAAGACAUCAAUAAUAUUCUAGAUGGAUCAUUUCAAAGUGCAAUCAACCUAACAUCCAUCUGUAUCCUUGGAUUGUUUCCUGAACAAAGCACUGAAAUCAAGGAAUUCUAUAAAGUUGCCAAAGCAGAAAAAGGGACAGCAUUGUUUAUUCUACUCACUGGUUCUGAUGCAGCUUAUUUUGGCCAUCUACAACAAGUAGCUGUACCUUCUGUGUUGACUCUCAAGUGGACAAACCAAGAUCUGUUAAUCAACAAAAUGGUUGACCAGUUUUCUGUACCAGCAAUGACAACAUUUGUGAAAAAUUCUUAUAAAUCUCAUUUUAUGGAACUUUUUCCAGACAUUUUGCCCAAGAUCCUACAAUCUGGGCAGCCACUUGUAAUUCUGUUUAUAAAAUCUAUGGAGGAAGAAUCCUAUUCAAAUAUUCAGCAGUUGUCUAUGUCUAAGCUUGGUCAAGAUAUGAUUUUCACUUGGAUAAAUGUAACUGCUCUCAACAAUUUUGGAACUGAAUUACUGGAAACAUAUUUUGAAAAUCCAUCUACACCAGCAUUAUCUGUUGUGUAUUUUUCAGAGAAUAUGGUUUAUAAUUAUGAAGACCGUUACAUAACAGUGGAUUCUGUAAGAAAAUGGUUUGAUGAACUGAGAAACCAAAGACAUUCCAUGCAACCUUCUUAUAAAAUGCAACAUGCUGAAAUGGGAUUACCAAGAAGAGAAAAUAUUAAAUUUUUGAAGAACAACCAAUUUCAAUUCACAGAAUUCAAGUCAAAGGAAUCAAUAUCACCCUCAUCAAUGGGUUCCAUUUCAAAGGAAGAACUCUGACCACACCAAGAUAAGUUUGAAGAAUGGAAUAUUCAACUUAGGAAUAGAAUUAAACAAAUAUUCUCAUAGUAUGAGAAAAAAAGUUGUUAUUUUUACAUCUUAAUAAACUAAAUGAAAAUCUUAGUUUUACUGUUAAGCAAUAAAAAAAAUUAUUAAAAUUCUUAUAUAAAUCUCUCA
Messenger RNA from Octopus sinensis (East Asian common octopus), 2574 nucleotides. RefSeq lists its product as uncharacterized. NCBI's taxonomy places the organism in Eukaryota, Metazoa, Mollusca, Cephalopoda, Octopoda, Octopodidae. The coding region runs from base 307 to 2397 and encodes 696 amino acids. The transcript has 19 exons. The record is from RefSeq and is a predicted model, not a curated record.